UGUCAGAAAAUUGCACAAAUAAAUAACAAAAUCUACUGAAAAACUUCUAUAAAGUAGCGUAUGUGCUAAUAAUUUUAAAUAAAAUAAGUAGUUAUUUAUGUUGUAAAAUAAAAAAGUAAUUUAGAUACGUGCUUAAGGCAUUGAAGUAAAACGCGCUUAACAAUGGGCGAGAAUUGCGCGAAAGGUGCAACGCAGAAAAUAAUUGAAAACAAGGAUGCCGAUACCAGAGAAUUAAACGAGAUUUGCAAUUUAUUAUGGGGACCAAGUAUACGAAGGGAUGUCUUUAGUAGAUGGUCGCAAGGCUUCGUAUUUAGUGAAGUUGAACCUUCAGCAUUAGUACAAAAACAAGGUGGUCCUUGCGCUGUGAUUGCACCUGUGCAAGCUUUUUUAAUAAAAAUUCUUAUUAUGGAUACGCCGGGUCAUUCCUUGAAAGAUCUGACAGAUGACAAAUGCAAAAAGCUGCUGAUAAAGGCGCUGUGUAAUAUUCUGCAAAAAUGUAAAGCGCAAAAACAGAGAAUCGUGUAUCUGCCGCAGGAUUCAUUUCAAACAGAAGCCAAAGAAACAUGUAAUGCUAAUACAGUCGUUAAUGUUGACAACCAAGACGCUUGUACGACAGCUAAAGGAGAGGCAGAUAAAGUAGCGGCUGCUGAGCUGUCACCUGAGCAAUUUCAUAAUCAAAUUCAGGUGCUUAAUUUUCGAACGGUGGAAGAAGUGGAAAUGUAUUACACUGAAAACUUUCAUGUGCUGUCGGCACAAUUUGGCGUACUGCUAUUUAUGUAUACUGUGUUAUUAACAAAGGGUAUAGAUAACGUGAAUUCUGAGCUCUCCGACACAUCAGAACCGCUCAUACAUAACACUUACGGCUAUGGUUCACAGGCUUUAAUAAAUUUAAUGUUAACUGGUCGAGCAGUUGCACAUGUUUGGGACAACGAUCAGGAUGUUGGUGGUUUGAAACUACGGGGCAUUAAUGAACAAAGCGAUAUUGGUUUCAUAACGUUGAUGGAACAAAUGCGUUAUUGCACUGUAGGUUCGUUUUAUAAAAAUCCAUGUAAUCCAGUUUGGGUUAUGGGCUCCGAAACGCACUUGACUGUGUUAUUUAGUACUGAAAAGAGGCUGGUUUCGCCGGAAACUCCUUCAGAAAUAGCGAGGCGAGUUUUUAAAUCGUUCGAUCCUGACGGCAACAAUUUUAUAGCUGCGCCUGUAUUGCAAGAUGUAAUGGCAACGUUGGAUUUGGUUAGUGAACAGGAAUAUGUGGAAAUAAUGCAAAAACGUUUAGACCCUGAAGGAUUGGGGAUAAUACUUUUAAAUGCAUUUAUGGAUGAAUUCUUUCCACGGGAAAAACGUUCUACACCAGAUACAUUUGAUUUAAUGCACUAUAAUGGUAUACCAGGUUCAAAUGAAGGAAACAAGGUACGCUAUUACAGGGGAUCUGCCAUUUUACUUGAAAGCGAUUUAAAAUCGGUUUGUGUGUCGAAUCCCAUGAUGACAUGCUUACAAACGAAAUGGCCAAAUAUUGAAAUAAACUGGCACGAUAUGCGAAUACCAUCACUAAAUUGACCUAACCACACAUUACCAACAUCAACCAAUAGAUUAACAACAUUAGAUAAAUUGUGCAACAAUAAACACCGCAUGCCGUAAUGAGGAGACCGUGUUAAAGUAGCUGCUUUAAAUGAAAUCAAAUUUAUUUAAUAUAUUUUCUUUCAUAUGAUUUUAAUUUUGAUUAAAUAGUGACAUUAGCUAACCGAAGGAAAAUUUAACGAAACCUUUAUUGUAAUUCCUAUUAACAUAAUGCAAAUGUGUUGUUAAAAAAUAUUACUAACACGAAUAAUAGACAUACAAUGUAGUUUCUUUAUUAAAUGUUUUCUGAUCAAACAAAAAAACAAAAAAAAAACCAACAAGCAAAGAAGUAAAAUGUUAUAGAAACUAUAAUUAUACUAACUGAAGGAUGCUUAUUUAAAAUAUCAUUUCAACAAACUCAUAUUAAAAUUAAUAAACCACUGACACUAAAAGACACGUCACAUAAAUACAGUCCAUAGGUAUUUGAAUUAUACAUACAAACUUAUUAGUAUUAACGAAAUAUAUAUACAAUAUUGUAUAACACGAAAGAAUUCUUUAUUUAUAAUAAAAACUGAAAACUGAUAUUCAUUUCAUAUCGAAGACUAAUUGGAAAAUUUUACGAAUAUAUUAUUUUAAUAUUUUAUAA
This is a messenger RNA of Teleopsis dalmanni, 2203 nucleotides long. Its product is annotated as ubiquitin carboxyl-terminal hydrolase MINDY-3 homolog. The coding region runs from base 163 to 1557 and encodes 464 amino acids. Lineage: Eukaryota; Metazoa; Arthropoda; Insecta; Diptera; Diopsidae. Gene Ontology annotation, molecular function: cysteine-type deubiquitinase activity; calcium ion binding; K48-linked deubiquitinase activity. Gene Ontology annotation, biological process: protein K48-linked deubiquitination. The transcript is spliced from 7 exons. The record is from RefSeq and is a predicted model, not a curated record.